Molecule: messenger RNA, 5162 nt
Organism: Puntigrus tetrazona (Sumatra barb)
Lineage: Eukaryota; Metazoa; Chordata; Actinopteri; Cypriniformes; Cyprinidae
Gene: ahcyl2b
Product: adenosylhomocysteinase like 2b
Exons: 17
Coding region: 75-1853 (592 amino acids)
Biological process (GO): L-methionine cycle
Cellular component (GO): cytosol
Source: RefSeq, a predicted model, not a curated record
UCCCACCGUGCGUAUCCGUUGGUGUGUCGGUUCUCUCUGUGUUGGAAAAAAAAAGCACCGUGCGGUUCGCAGCGAUGUCAGUCCAGGCUGUGGCAGCGAAAAUGGCCGAGGUCGAAUUAAAAGACGUGGCCGGUAAAGACGCUUCCCCCGCCAUUUCUCCGCUGACACCGAAGGCAGAGGAGAAGAAGAGUGAAAGCAACUCGAGUUCGUCGUCAGCAGCGGCGGCGGCCGCGGCGGUGGAGCCGAGCCCGGUGACCGCCGCUCCGAACCCCGUGAAGAUGCCGCAGGCGUCCGCGAUGAAGCGGCCGGAUCCGCAGCAGAACGGCGGCGAGGCGUUCGUCAACUGCGACGGCACAGUGGCCGAGGCACCACGAAUGAAAAAGAUCCAGUUUGCAGACCAGAAGCAGGAGUUCAACAAACGUCCCACCAAGAUUGGCCGCAGGUCUUUGUCUCGCUCCAUCUCACAGUCUUCUACAGACAGCUACAGCUCAGCUGCCUCGUACACCGACAGCUCCGAUGAUGAAACCUCUCCACGCGACAAGCAGCAGAAGAACUCCAAGGGCAAUGCAGACUUCUGCAUAAAGAACAUCAAACAGGCCGACUUCGGACGCAGGGAGAUCGAGAUUGCCGAGCAAGAGAUGCCUGCUCUCAUGGCGUUGAGGAAGAGAGCUCAGGGAGAGAAGCCGCUGGCUGGAGCCAAAAUUGUGGGUUGCACCCACAUCACUGCACAGACUGCUGUGUUGAUGGAGACCCUCUCCGCUCUGGGUGCUCAGUGCAGGUGGGCCGCCUGUAACAUCUACUCCACUCAAAACGAAGUAGCAGCCGCUCUGGCCGAGGGAGGUUUCUCAGUGUUUGCCUGGAAGGGUGAAUCGGAGGAUGAUUUCUGGUGGUGUAUCGAUCGCUGUGUUAAUGUGGAAGGCUGGCAGCCCAACAUGAUUUUAGACGAUGGAGGAGAUUUGACUCACUGGAUCUAUAAGAAAUAUCCCAACAUGUUUAAAAAGAUCAAAGGCAUCGUAGAGGAGAGCGUUACUGGAGUUCACAGGCUAUACCAGCUGUCAAAGGCUGGCAAGUUGUGUGUUCCCGCGAUGAAUGUUAACGAUUCAGUGACCAAGCAGAAAUUCGACAACCUCUACUGCUGCCGGGAGUCCAUCUUGGAUGGUCUAAAAAGGACCACAGAUGUGAUGUUUGGAGGGAAGCAGGUGGUGGUGUGUGGAUAUGGAGAGGUUGGAAAAGGCUGCUGUGCCGCUCUCAAAGCGAUGGGCUCUAUUGUCUAUGUGACUGAGAUUGACCCCAUCUGUGCCCUACAGGCCUGCAUGGACGGCUUCAGACUGGUAAAACUCAACGAAGUUAUUCGACAAGUCGACAUUGUCAUCACCUGCACAGGCAAUAAAAAUGUGGUAGUAAGAGAGUACAUGGACCGCAUGAAGAACGGCUGUAUUGUCUGCAACAUGGGCCACUCCAACACCGAGAUUGAUGUGGCCAGUCUGCGAACCCCUGAGCUGACCUGGGAGAGGGUGAGGUCGCAGGUGGAUCAUGUGAUCUGGCCCGAUGGAAAGAGAAUAGUGCUGCUGGCAGAGGGUCGCCUCCUAAACCUCAGUUGCUCCACUGUUCCUACCUUUGUGCUGUCUAUCACCGCAACUACCCAGGCACUGGCUCUGAUAGAGCUAUACAAUGCUCCUGAAGGCCGCUACAAACAGGACGUCUACCUGCUGCCUAAAAAAAUGGAUGAGUACGUGGCCAGCCUUCAUCUUCCUACGUUUGAUGCACAUUUGACUGAGCUAUCUGAUGAACAGGCCAAAUACCUCGGCCUGAACAAGAAUGGACCCUUUAAGCCAAAUUACUACAGGUACUAGAAGUGGGGAAACGAAGACUAAAGAAAUUACCAAGACUCCAUAAUUCAUACAGACUAAAGUGAAACAGAGCUGUGUGUCACAGCUUGCAUUUGGAGGGGAGGGAGAAGCCCUGAUCUGAUUGGUUGGGGGUGAAGGGCGUGGCUAAUUAUCGCUACGGCAGUGUUUAUUUAUUUUACGCUAGAAUAACAUAGCUAACCUUUUAUGAGCUGCUACUGCCAGUGGUGCAACCUAGCGAUGUUUUCACCAUUUCAUCUUUUAGCUUUAUGUGUUAGUUGUACGUAAUCCAUUUAGAUAUCUUUUAUCGUUUAAUUAUAAGUUCUGGUUAAAAAAAACAAAACAAAAAAAAAAAACUAUGUUUGCUCAUCCAAUGAUUUAGUUAUGGACAUGCCACGUUGUCCUGUUCUCUUGUUUUCUACGUUUGAUUUAUUUUUUUUUCUUUAUAUGAUACAGGGGGUGGGACAGAAUUGUGGUUGGGCGCAGGGCUUCAAAUCGUUCUUUUUAAGUUGAUCACACUAUUCAAAUUUUGUUUAUUUUUUAAAAACUGUAUUAAUUUUUACAGCAAAUUUUAAAUUUUUGCGCUCUCGGCUAAAUAAAAGCUGAUCAAAUUUAACUGGAUUGUGAACGUUUCGGGGGCGGGGCUUAUCCCCUCUGUUCACUCAGACUGGAAUCUCAUUGGCUGAGGCAUUAGCAUUUCAAAUGUCCCUUUCAAACGCAACACGCUCCUUCCACACGGUUUCCAUGAACACCAGUAUUGAUGUUUGAGAUGGAAAUGCUCAAACUGUGCGCAAUCUAUCCACGUUAUUGCUGAAACUCGUCAGGCUGUGUAAUCACAGGGGUGUAUAUUAAGAUAUUUAUAAUUUUAUUAUUAUUUUUUUUUUCUUUCUGCCAUCCUCUUUUGUUCCUACUAACUCAUCCUCUGUCAUUAUAAAAAAAAAAAUAAGCAAUUAAAUGUUAUAAGAUAUUCUAGUGUAAUAUGAAAUUUAAUGAAACCCUUGUUUUAUAUACUGUGAAGUAGAGCCUAUAUCAAUGAGAUACCAAAUGUACAGUUAAUCCGGUACCAAGUUUCUUUCCAGGUCCUCUGCAGAUUUAGUCUGGAACACAAUGAUAGAGAAAUGUAUGUAAACCGAAGCCAAGACCAACCGUGUACUCAUUUCAGAGGACAGAAGGAAAAUUUUGCUGUUUGCAGGCCUGUAGAGCAAAAGCUGCCUUUGUGACUGGGAUAUUCAAAAUAUAAUAAAAUUGGGACCUUUAUUUUGCUACACUUCUGAAAAUCUUUAUGGCAGAUAUUUAUCUUCUCUUUGCCAUUUGUGUUUGUCAUAAAGGGAAUCGAAAUGAGCUUGUCCGUUUCCUGUUUAAUGUGGCGUCUCUUUCCUUCGCUCAGGACCGUCUCACAUGGAUGUGUGUGUCAUGUAGGUGUCGAGUAGCCAGUGGAACACUUGCAGCGCAGAAUACUUUUCUUUGAUUGUCCUGCCCAAAGUAUACUUCGUUGUGCUUUUUUUUUUUUUUUUUUUAAUCAACAGUCGAAUGCACAGCUGUUCAAAGUAGGCUGCUCCUUUUGCUAGCACGCAUGGACACAGGCGCUCGGCAUGUGCACUAGAAAGAGUUAUACGUCUCCAGCAUCUGAACCUUUUCUCUGCAAAAGUUAAGAGCAUAUGUUUUGGUCUUUUCACACGAGCCUCCUCACCCCUUACCAGCGCAAGCGUCUGCUGUUUUUAAGAGAGUUUUCAAUAGUUUGUUUUGUCUCCUCUGUAUAAUUUCCAAAAUGUGAAACAGUGGCCCAGGCAUUCCCUAUGGAAGCCUGUUUCAAUCACAGAAUAAACAGAAAUAAUCACAACGUUUUGUCUCACAUUUUGGACUUUUUUUCCAGAGUUUUUGAGAUGUAAACCACAAUUGUGAGACAUAAACUUGCAUUUCAUCUUGCAUCUCACGAUUUUAACAGAAUUGCAAGAUAAUUGCAACUUUUUAUUAUACAUUUUUUUUAUUUUUAUCUUAAGUUUGGACCUCUUUGGAGAAUUUCUAUCUCGCAGAUUUCUGUACACAGAGCUACAAGAUAAUUACAACUUAAUAUCUCACAAUUCAGACUGCUUCAAGUUGGUUUGUAUCUUGCAAUUUUGAGUUAACAUCUUUUGAGAAUUGUGAUUUUUACAAAUGCAUUUGCAUCUUGCAAUUCUUUUUCUUCUUGUGAGGAAUUCGCAAUUCUAAGUUAAUUUGGAAAAUUAGCAUUUUUUUUUUCAUAGUUAUUUUUCAGAGACGUCUCGUUCUUUUAUCUGAAAAAAAUUCAGAAUAUUUCUUGCAUAUGGUGACUUUAUAUCUCAACUCAGAAUUGCUCAGUCGUCUCACAAUUAUUGCUUGCGUCUAUUUACCGCUCUUAAUUUGUUUCCUAUAGAUUGUGAGAUGAAAGUUGCGAUUCUGUUGGGUUUCUAUCUUAUGGAUAAACAAGUGCUGUAUAGAUAGAUAUGUUGAAAAUGCAUGAGCGAGCUGACAGUAUGUUACUUGUAUGGUUAGAAAAAAACGGGCUGCGUUUGAACUGUGCAUGUGGUGACAUUCACAUACUUUACAUGUACCCUAGCAUACGUGUAAAAACCGAAGUAUACUUUGGGCUCUUUGGUCCCUGAUUAUUGACUCUCUUAAACUUCUCUUAACAUUACCAAACCCUAAAGGCAUACAACGGUGUUCUAUUUCCUCCCAAACAUUUGCUUUUACAAACAGAAGGUGGGUUUAAUGAUUGUUCCUCUUCCGUUGUUAGUAUGUGCUGCUCUUGUAGUUUGUGUCCAGAGAGUCUACGUUAGUAUUAAAAAUGUAAAUGUGCUGUUAUCCCAUGUCUCCUCAAUAACACUUCUGUCAUGUCUUUAUCUGCUUACACACGAUCUCUGUACUAAAGCACAUCUGUUGGUGUACGUCUUGUUCAAAUGUGUUCAACCCGUUGUCUUAAUUUUAUUGCAUUUUUAUUUGCGAAGGUACAUGUGCGUGCGUGUGCAUUAUAAUGUGUUCGAAGGGGCUCGUGUGCACAAACGGUGCUGUGUGGCAGUAGACGGUGGUUCCAGGCCUGGGAUUCUUCCGGAUGCUUUUAUAACCACGUGGAGCACAUUGGGAUCAACACCAGCACCUCUUACAGAGAAUGAGCAUUGAUGAAAAGAAGCUAAAACAUCUGUAUAUUUAUUGUUGUAAAUCACUACAAAUAAGAAAGUCUUUAAAGAUGAGUUGUCAACAAUGUUUAAAUAUUGCAAGUGAUGGUAGAUGAGCAAUAAUCUGUAAUCUUGAAGAACAAAAAUAAAAAAAUCACAAAUAUAAACACUUUUUUUGCAGGCA